AUGACCCUCCCCUCCGUGGAUCGUGUCCUUUUUGGCGACGCCCACAGGGUCCAAUCUUCGCCACUACCCCGCGGCCAUCUCAAACAGAAUGUCCCCCACCGAAUCCUUAUGAGCAGUCAGACGCCAUUCUGCACGACGAACGGAGCACACUUCUUUUUCCGGCGGCCAGGACAGGGCACCCUGGAACCUGCAUCAAACAGUCCUUCAACCGCUCCUGCGGCGCGGCACUUUGGAGAGCCGGUAUUGGUCCAGGCGCCUCACCUCGUCGUUGCCGACAGCACAGUCCUGGUUGGACGGGUUGGACCGGGUUUUGUCAAACAUUGGGGCCAUGACAUCGACGGGUCUGUCACGGUUCCAGACGGCAGGCCACUGUCUUUCGUCUAA
Molecule: messenger RNA, 384 nt
Organism: Colletotrichum destructivum
Lineage: Eukaryota; Fungi; Ascomycota; Sordariomycetes; Glomerellales; Glomerellaceae
Exons: 3
Coding region: 1-384 (127 amino acids)
Source: RefSeq, a predicted model, not a curated record